AUGUUCCGUCCACUUCUAACGAUUCUGACGGUUCUCGCUGUUACAGCCUAUUCCUCCCCAGGAGUCUUCCGAUAUUCUCAUCUUCGUGAUGGUGUUUGUGAUACGUUUAAAGCAAAAUACUUCUGCCCAGCAUCUGUCGAACAUGUUGUCUCAUUUCUUGGGUAUCCCUAUAUGCUCCCGAUCCUAUGCAGGGACUUGAGUUCUACAUGCACCCCCGAAGAGCUGUCUUGUCCAGAAGUGUCUAAAGAAGAUUUGAAAAGAGUUACUGAAGCAUGUGCUCAAGUAUCAGGCGGUGGCACAACAGCUCGACCAUCACCAACAGAAGAGGCUGAACAUACGACUGGAACCCCACCAACUCCAACUCCAGAACCGCCACACACAACACUUCCUGACCCAGGAAUCCCUGACUCCGAUCAUACGACUGGAACCCCACCAACUCCAACUCCAGAACCUGAAGAGCAGCCACAUACAACACUGGCUAGUCCAGAAGUGCCUUGGUAA
Messenger RNA from Caenorhabditis remanei, 501 nucleotides. RefSeq lists its product as uncharacterized. NCBI's taxonomy places the organism in Eukaryota, Metazoa, Nematoda, Chromadorea, Rhabditida, Rhabditidae. The transcript has a single exon. The coding region runs from base 1 to 501 and encodes 166 amino acids. The record is from RefSeq and is a predicted model, not a curated record.